Molecule: messenger RNA, 933 nt
Organism: Prorocentrum cordatum
Lineage: Eukaryota; Dinophyceae; Prorocentrales; Prorocentraceae
Source: the annotation of a GenBank genome assembly
AUGGAUGCUGAGUUGGAGAAUAUCAAGGCUACUCUCGUCGUUGAUAAGAGUUCUCGGAAAGCGGCCAAGCGCGCCUUGAAGGCGCUUCAGGUGCAGGACCCCAACAUUGAUGCUGAGUCCGAGACGGCCCUCGCCUCUCGGAGCCCGCCUGAGCAGGUCACAUGGGGCAAGUUCAGCGGGUGGGUGGACGAGGCCUUCGCGGAGGCGCCGUUCGAGGCCAAGUACUGGUGUGUGUUCAAAGCGACCAAUCCUGAUAUACUCAACAACGCGAAGGUGAAGAAGUUCGGCCAGGUCAACAUUGCCACCAUCGGGGGGAACCUCCCAGCAGGGAUCAGCGCCGACGACGUGUGGCUCUUUGACCCCAAAUGCCUUCACGUCUUCAGCGUCGGAACCCAUAAGAUCAAAAUCCGCGCGGGCGCAAGGAGCUCCUGCCCGGCGGCGUCAGGGGGAGCCCGCCCGCGGUUGGCGCUGCCGGCGCAGUCGGCGGCCCCCGCGGCGCUGCCGGAACCGCAGGAGCAGUCGAAGGAGCAGCCAGCGCCACAGGAGCACGUGAAGGAGGAGCCGAAAGCCCAGCCAGCCAACCCCGCCAUGCCCAAGAACCGGGCCAUCACCUCCGUGCCGUCAGACCCCGACAAGCGGCAUUGGUCCGAGAGGCUCGGCCAUCAGGUGGUGGAGUCCGUGUCGAAGGGACAAUGGUAUUGCAGCGAUCCUGUGGUGCCCGGUAACGUCAUGCAUUGCCUCAGGGAGUACAAGAGGCACGUCUUGAAUCUGGCUCCGAGUAGGACGGAAUGGCCUCAACAUGUUACGCGGUUCUUCUCUUACGUUUGCAACGAGAUCUGCAAGACCACGCACUUGGAUAUCUUGAGCGUUCUUGUGGGCGAGCUCCGCAGCAUCCACCAGAAGGCGCCGACCUUGCUCGACGACGGCGCCCAG